AUGAUCUUGCUCGAGUCGCACAACUACAUCAUCCAGACCACACUUGCCGAGAAGGCCCUCAAGCCCUCCUCGCUCGACGUCCAGUUCGUCGACUUCGAUGGCGUCCGCUUCCACAUGUCCACCCCCGACCGCAAAACGGCCAUAACCCUUUCCAUGAACAUCCGCUGCUGGGAUCAGCUAGUCCGCUACGGCGUCAAUGAUAUCAUGAGCCGCGAGUACGGCCCCUACAUCGCCCAGCCCGAGCCCGAGUACAACCUCAGCCUCGAAAUCGACCUCGAGCGACUGCCAGCAGAUCCAGAGGAGCGCGACGCCCUGAUCAAGUCCUUCGCCCUGCUCAAGCGCAACGCGCUCGCCGCGCCGUUCGAGCUCGGCUUCCAGGCCUGCAAGCAGCUCGAGGCCGCCGGCGACGGCCAGGGCGACCUCAUGUCACUCAACUACCGCGACGAGGAGGCCAUCUACGUCCAGGCCUCCUCCGACCGCGUCACCGUCAUCUUCUCGACCAUAUUCCGGGAAGAGACCGACCGCGUGUUCGGCAAGGUCUUCCUCCAGGAAUUCGUCGACGCACGGCGGCUGCCGCAAAUCCAGUCCGCGCCGCAGGUGCUGUACACGACGCGCACGCCGCCGCUCGAGAUCCGGCACCUGCCCGGGCUGCAGGACUCGGAGGACGUCGGCUACGUCACCUUCGUCCUCUUCCCCCGCCACUUUGCGCACCCGGCCGUCGCCGGCUCGACGAUCACCCACAUCCAGCUCUUCCGCGACUACCUCCACUACCACAUCAAGUGCUCGAAGGCGUACAUGCACUCGCGCAUGCGCCACCGCGUGAGCGAGUUCCAGAAGGUGCUCAACCGCGCAAAGACCGAGCAGGCGGUCGUCGACAGGAAGACGGUGAGCGGACGGUCCAUGACGGUGCGGUGA
This is a messenger RNA of Epithele typhae, 915 nucleotides long. Its product is annotated as actin-like protein ARPC2. The record is from RefSeq and is a predicted model, not a curated record. Gene Ontology annotation, biological process: Arp2/3 complex-mediated actin nucleation; actin filament polymerization. Gene Ontology annotation, molecular function: actin filament binding; structural constituent of cytoskeleton. Gene Ontology annotation, cellular component: Arp2/3 protein complex; actin cytoskeleton. The transcript is spliced from 6 exons. The coding region runs from base 1 to 915 and encodes 304 amino acids. NCBI's taxonomy places the organism in Eukaryota, Fungi, Basidiomycota, Agaricomycetes, Polyporales, Epitheliaceae.